AUGAAAAACUUCUUCACAGAAGUGCUUUCGGACUUCUUUUUCGAGUAUGAGACCCCCAGGCAGGUGCUGGUGAAGAACCGGAAAGUGGGCAUCGCCUGUAGGAUUAUCCAGUUGGGAGUCCUGGCUUACAUCAUAGGAUGGGUGUUCAUCUAUGAGAAAGGUUAUCAGAUUCAGGACACGGCUAUAAGCUCCAUCUCUACUAAGAUGAAAGGAGUGGCCUACACUGAAAGCAACGGUGGGGAGAGGAUCUGGGACGUGUCCGACUAUGUAUACCCUGAUCAGGGUGACCCGUCCUUUGUCAUCAUGACCAACUUCAUUGCUACUAAAGGACAAUCACAAGGCGCAUGUCCAGAGCUGCCGGACGGGUCAAACAACUGCACGACGGAUGCAGAUUGCCCCAAGGGGCAGUAUAGACGGGCAGGAAAUGGGCGAAUGACUGGAAAGUGCGUGCCAGAAAACAAAACGUGUGAGAUUGUGACCUGGUGCCCUGUUGAAGACGAUCGUGUGAUACCCACUCCUGCACGCCUGGCAGCAGCAGAGAACUUCACACUGUUCAUCAAAAACUCCAUCUCCUUCCCAGAGUUUGGUAUAGUCAGGAGUAAUCUAGUGGAAAGUGUGGAUCAGAAUUACCUUAAAACCUGCCUGUACGAACCCACCAAGCACCCGCUGUGUCCCAUAUUUAAACUGAGUGACAUCGUCAAGCUCUCCGGGUUCGAUUUCACACAGAUUGCACGAGUGGGUGGAGCAUUAGGAAUUUUAAUUGAGUGGGAGUGUAAUCUAGAUCUGAGGAUUGAAAAAUGCCAGCCCACAUACAAAUUCCAAGGUCUGUAUGGGAAUACAAAAGAGGGAGCAAGUGGGCCAGCGUCACUCGGCUACAACUUCAGAAAGGCGAUAUAUUACGUGGAGAAUAAAAUAGAAAAGAGAUCUUUGAUGAAAGUCUUUGGUCUAAGAAUUGAGAUCAUCGUUCAUGGACUGGCCAGAAAAUUUGAUGUCAUUCCUACACUGACGGCUAUAGGAUCUGGAGUGGGAAUAUUUGGAGUGGCUAAUGUCGUGUGUGAUCUGGUGCUCCUGCAUUUAGUACCAAAGAAGGAUUUCUAUAAAAACCUCAAAUUUAAAUCCACACCAGUUCAGGAAAAGGGAACAGUUAUAGAAUCAGUAGUAACAAACACUGCACAGGAUGGAGCGCAGGAGAAAUGACGACGGUGUGUGACUAGACUACUGCACUGAAACAACUACAACAACAAACAGCACACAUACUGAACCCAGGACACUACACCAGGAGGAGCGGAGGUUUCCAAGAUUUCAUGAUUUACCUCACAUA
Trichomycterus rosablanca is the source of this 1321-nucleotide messenger RNA. RefSeq names its product purinergic receptor P2X, ligand-gated ion channel, 1 (gene p2rx1). The record is from RefSeq and is a predicted model, not a curated record. The transcript has 13 exons. Gene Ontology annotation, molecular function: ATP binding; purinergic nucleotide receptor activity; extracellularly ATP-gated monoatomic cation channel activity. Gene Ontology annotation, biological process: response to ATP; calcium ion transmembrane transport. NCBI's taxonomy places the organism in Eukaryota, Metazoa, Chordata, Actinopteri, Siluriformes, Trichomycteridae. Gene Ontology annotation, cellular component: plasma membrane; nuclear inner membrane. The coding region runs from base 1 to 1197 and encodes 398 amino acids.